GCGCUCCUCCCCUAUGUCCGAAGUCCCUGACACACAUAAUUAAGUUUAAUUUCAUGUGCACUGUUGACGCAUCCACAAGUCAGCCCUGGACGCGGCUACUCUCAUGGAUUUGCACCAGAACGAGUCGCGGCAUAUCCAAUGUGCUGCUUGCCUCGGUUGCAUGUGGAGACCAGUUGGUUGCACCUCCUCCACAUCAGCAGCGUCCCUUCUUGCCCACCUCCUUCACAUGCUCUUCUGGCGUCCUCUUCCUGCUCGUGGUCGUCCUUGUCCCUAUUCAUCAUGUCACUGGCUGGGCUCUCGCAGCUUUUCUUUCCAAGACCUGACGUGCAUGGUAGUUGGCAGCCGCUGCAGUGCCAUCCAGGGACGCUGCAUGCCGCGACUGGAUUUCGCAGGACCCGUCGUGCACUUCGUCACUACAGGAGGAGCAGGAAAAGGAGGGGAAAAAGGGGGAGGGGCAGGAGAGUGACGACGAGGGGGAUUCUCAGGACCGGUGGUGAUCUACGGCACCUAUGUGAGCAAUUUGUCGGUGCAGUUCUUCACCUUACCCGCCAUGAUACUGACAGGCCACAAGCCGGAGGAGGACAUCAUGAGGCGGACGGGCCUUGCCGCCAUGUGCCUCUCCAUUGUGGCCGACCUGGCAUGGGCGAACAUUCAUCCGCGGCCGCUGCCGCUGUGGGCGUCGUCGGCCGCCGCUGCCGCCUCAGCGGCCGUGCAACUCUGCCACCUCCUCCUCGCUCUCGGCGUGGUGGACCUGGUAGUGCCGUAUUCCUGGGGCAUGGCAGCCGCGCUGCAGCUGUCCCAGCAGCUGCCCUGGAUCCUGGUGACUCAGGUCAGCACCGCCUUUGUGGUCAGCAGCGGCCGCAGCCCAGCGCGGUACCAGAUCCUCGCGUGGAUCACCGUCAUGGCGCUCGGGACGGCCAUGACGCUGCUACCCCAGCUGGGCAGCCCCUGGCGGUGGCCGCCGUGGCGGUGGCGCCGCGGGCCGCGGUGGCGGCCGCCCUGGCCUGGCCGGGCGAGGCGCGGAGCGAGGCGGAUGCCGCCGUGGGCAGCGAGCGCCUCCCGGAGGGCGGGCAGCCCCCGGUGGCCCUGCCCCGGUCCUGCCGCUUCGCCGCCUUCGCCUGCGUCGGCUCCACCGGGGAGGCUCUCAACGACAUGGCCACGGACCUGACCAUCAGGGGCGCCCUCUCGGCGGGCAACACCAGUCUGACCCUCUCGUACAACUGCGCGGUGAUCCUGUCGAUGUGCGGAGGCUACUUGUCCGAACGGGCCGCGUCGGGCCCGGGCGCCAGGCGCGCCUUUGCCAGCCUCUGGGGGCUGUGCCAGCUGUGCCGCGGCCUCGGGAUGCGGCACCUGACGCCGGAGCCGGACCUGGCUCAUGUUCACGUUCGUCUUCUUCGACAAGUUCACUGGCCCGCUGGGCCAGGCCGCGAUCGACACGGCCUUGCUCGCGCUGCUGCGCAGGGACUCUGGGGGCGCAUCGCCGCCGGGGUGGCCCAGGAUGCCCGCCAACGCCGUGUGGACUCUCCGCACGGCCGCCGAGCGCCUGGAGCGGCCCCUGUGCCAGCUGCUGCUGCUCCAGCUCGGCAUCCCGCGGGCGCCGGCCGCCCUGCCGGUGUGCGCCGCGGGCGUCUCCGUGGCCUUCGUGUGGACGACGCUGCGCGCGGGAGACCGCCGCGGGGGCGGCGAGAAGGCGGACUGAAGGGGGCGGCGCGCGGAGGCGAGGGCCCCUCAGGGCCACGGCCUCGCGCGGGUGGGGCGCGGCCGCGCGUCUCCCGCGCGGGAGGGGGCGGCUCGCCCCCGCGCGUCGAGGGCUGCCAAGGAGGUGGCAACGGGAGCUGGUUGCACACGAGGAUUGGGCCAGCCUGGGCGAGAGAGCUGGGUGCACACGUGGCCUGCUCUGGCGAUCGACCCUUCUGUGCGGAGUCCCCCGCACGUGUGCGGAGCGCGCGGCUUCCCCACGUUCCGCGCGCGUGAGUCCAGCCACGCGUGCGUCCAGCUUCUGGGCAGGAGCACGUCAGGCGUUUUUCCAGGCCGCCGCUGCACGACGAAGGCUCGUCGCGCGGGCGCGGGCCAGGUGUCCGGGGUCGAGAACCGCCAGGGCAGCUGGAGCGGUCCCGAGGCUUCACGUCACAGGGUACAGUGUCGGACGCGUGAACGUGGCUGCCCUCGGCCCCUC
Messenger RNA from Prorocentrum cordatum, 2176 nucleotides. The record is from the annotation of a GenBank genome assembly. Lineage: Eukaryota; Dinophyceae; Prorocentrales; Prorocentraceae.